This is a messenger RNA of Crotalus tigris (Tiger rattlesnake), 2476 nucleotides long. RefSeq names its product G protein signaling modulator 1 (gene GPSM1). The record is from RefSeq and is a predicted model, not a curated record. Gene Ontology annotation, molecular function: GTPase regulator activity; protein binding. Bases 275 to 2269 code for a protein of 664 amino acids. NCBI's taxonomy places the organism in Eukaryota, Metazoa, Chordata, Lepidosauria, Squamata, Viperidae. The transcript has 16 exons.
CCGGGCAGCGCAGGCAGGCAGGGUGGAUGGACGGCCAGGAGCCCCUCCGGGGGGCGAGCACCAGGCGCCCGCAGUCCAGGGGUUGUGUGAAGCCGAAGAAGGAGGAGCUGAGGCAACACCAGCAUUUCUGCUCCUGUCUUUGGAGAGCCUCUCCUCCCCCGAGGGAGGGGCCCUUCUCGCGCGGGGCUGGGGGCGGAGAGCGGCGCUGACAUCACAGUCAGGGGCGUGGCCAGACGACCCCCCCCCCCAGCAGUGUGGAGCGCAGACAGCGCGGAUGGCCAGCCGGGCGCCCCUCCGGUGGGCGAGCGACGGACGCCCGCAGUCCAGGAGGAUGGAGGCUUCGUGUUUGGAAUUGGCCCUGGAAGGAGAGCGGGCGUGCAAGGCGGGGGAUUUCCCUUCCGGAGCAGCUUUCUUCGAACACGCAGUCGAGGUGGGGACAGAGGAUCUGAAGACCCUCAGUGCCAUUUACAGCCAACUGGGCAACGCCUACUUCUACCUGAAGGACUAUGCCAAAGCUUUGGAAUACCAUAAGCACGAUCUCACGCUGGCCAGAACUAUCGGGGAUCGGAUUGGAGAGGGCAAAGCCAGCGGCAAUCUUGGCAACACCCUGAAGAUCCUGGGUCAGUUCGACGAAGCCUUGGUUUGUUGCCAGAGGCAUCUGGACAUUUCUCAGGAGCAAGGAGACAAGGUGGGGGAGGCCCGAGCACUGUACAACAUUGGCAAUGUCUAUCACGCCAAAGGCAAGGAGGCGUUGUGGACCCUGCCCCAGGAGGAGCCAGGCCAGCUGCCUCCGGAGAUUCAAGAGACUCUGCAAAAGGCGUCCGAGUUUUACGAGAGGAACCUCUCCCUCGUGAAGGAGUUGGCCGACAGAGCUGCGCAGGGCAGGGCUUACGGGAACCUGGGCAAUGCCCACUACCUGCUGGGCAACUUCAGCAAAGCCAUCGUCUUCCAUAAGCAGAGACUGAACAUCGCUAAGGAAUUCGGGGACAAAGCUGCCGAGAGGAGAGCGUACAGCAACCUGGCCAACGCUCACAUCUUCCUGGGAACCUUUGACAUAGCCGCAGAGUAUUACAAGAAAACCCUCCACCUCUCCAGGCAGUUGAAGGACCAAACAGUGGAAGCCCAGACCUGCUACAGCCUUGGAAACACAUACACCCUACUGGAAGACUAUGAGAAGGCUGUGGAGUACCACUUAAAGCAUCUGGCCAUUGCCCAGGAACUUGGAGACCAAGUAGGAGAAGGAAGAGCGUGUUGGAGUUUGGAGAACGCUUACGUUUCACUUGGGAACUAUGAGCAAGCCUUACACUUUGCAGAAAAACACCUUGAAAUCUCCCAAGAGAUCGGGGACCCAGCUGGCGAGAUGACAGCAUGCACAAACAUUGAACAACUGCGAUCCGCGUUGGGCUUGGAGCAGAGCGGCGAUGGGGCCAGUGCCUCGGUUCGUGCCGGAUAUGAAAUCCAAGGAGCCAAACCAAAGUGGGUCCAAUCAAACAGCAUGAACAGCCUUGAGCUCCUGAGGUUCCCAUCUGAAAAGGAUCAGAAUGGAGAGAGCCAUCCCUUGGGAGACCUUGGAAUAAUGGGGAAAAAUUCCCUGCCUCUCUCUGGUAGAUCCCAUCAAUAUAGGCAAAACCCGUCAUUGUUGGAGGGUUACAUUGAAUCUCCUUUGGAAGCCAGUGACGUCCAAGUCCAGUUACCCCAGCUGAAAAGCCAGCGGUCCCAGUCCAACGAGGACUGCUUCUUUGACCUCCUAAGCAAAUUCCAAAGCAGCCGGAUGGAUGACCAGCGCUGUACUUUGGAGGACUCCCAGAGAGAGUCAGAUGAAGCAGCUGCUAUGCCUGUCCCUGCCCUGGAAGAGACACAAACUCAGUCCAUGGCCUCGCCACAAACCGAGGAGCUCUUUGACCUGAUUGCCAGCUCUCAGAGCCGGCGGCUUGACGACCAGCGGGCCAGCGUGGGGAACCUGCCCGGCCUCCGCAUCACGCCCGGCAACCUGGGCCACCUCCGCAUGGACGGUGAGGCUGAAGAGCCUGGCGACGAAUUCUUCAACAUGCUGAUGAAGUGUCAGUCCUCCCGCCUCGACGACCAGCGCUGUGCCCCGCCCCACUCCAUGCCCCGUGGCCCCACCGUGCCCGACGAAGACUUCUUCAGCCUCAUCCAGCGGGUCCAGGCCAAGCGCAUGGACGAGCAGAGGGUGGACCUGGCUUCAGGCGAAGACGAUCAAGGCGAGGAGCAAGCACCAGAUCAGCAGCAGAGACCCAGCUUCAGUUAAGCCAGAGCCAGCGGCCAGCGAAGGGAGGACUUCAGCCCUGCCCCCAGCUGAAGGCCGUGGCCCUCAAUGGAUUCCUGGGGGCAGUGGCUCCCUUCUGCCCUUUCUCAGCCUGGAGAAAACGGCAAGCAAAAUGGAUGGGCGCUUUCUCCUGUGCCGAUGGACCAAUUGGGCAGGAUCGGUAAGGGCGAGGCAUCGUCUCUGCGCAAA